Harpegnathos saltator (Jerdon's jumping ant) is the source of this 3821-nucleotide messenger RNA. Its product is annotated as transmembrane protein 245. The record is from RefSeq and is a predicted model, not a curated record. Bases 238 to 2919 code for a protein of 893 amino acids. NCBI's taxonomy places the organism in Eukaryota, Metazoa, Arthropoda, Insecta, Hymenoptera, Formicidae. The transcript is spliced from 9 exons.
GCAAUGUAUUGCAUCUGAUAUCACUGCCUUACAUUAGUCCUGAUAUCAGCUGAUUCAACAGUGUUAGUUGAAUGUGUUGAGGGAGUACAUCGCAAAAACGGGUUUCCCCGCUUUUUUCGACGAGAUGCGCUUUCUCGUCGUUCGCAUCCACGGACACAUGUCGGGAACGAUUCAAAACGCGAAUUAAAUAGUGCACCCAAAAGUAUAUGGGUUAUCAUUUCUAAUUAAUUAUAUAUUAUGGAUAACGCGCGCUCUCCGAUGGAUAACCUGCUCAACAUGCUGUCAGGUUUCAGUGCGGGUCAUGAAAAAGGUCUGAAGCAGGGAAUCUAUAAUGCCGCCGCGCUCUUCAUGUUGUUCCUGGCCUUGGCAGCAGGAUACGGCCUCUACAUUAUAUUGAGCCCCUUCCUCAAGCCUUUAAUCUGGGCUCUACUAUGUGGCUCUGUCUUGUUCCCAUUCAAAUACUCAUUAGCCACAACGGUGCAGUCAUGGUUCACCAAAGUGGAAACAUCGCACACUCCUUUGAUUGUUAACAUAAGUCUGUUGCCUGUGCACAUAUUUGAUAAUGUCUCUGAACGCUUGGGUUCCUUCCUCUGGGCAAAUGUCAAAUAUAUCAUUGGGAUGUUGCUACUGCUGUUGAUGGUUUUAGGCAUAUAUCAUUAUAUCCCUACUGUAAUGACAUGCCUGGAUUGCAAGAUAUUUUGUGCGUUUGCAGCUGUCUCAGAGUUCUUCAUUAUGACGUGCAAUAUUUAUACGGUCUCCACAAUAUUCAUCGGGCACCUGAUGAUUCUAUACAUCUACUGGACACCUACAAACUCUGUUCGAUUUUGCUAUACGUCUUUCGUGAUAUGGCUCAUUAUUAGCAUGUACUUAUCGAGCGGAGCCGGCACUUACCGAGUCUACGUGUUCACUGUCUUGCAAAUCUUGUGCGUUAUAGGAUUCGUGUACGAGGUAUUGUCGAUCAUGGAGAAUCAAGUGUUGGACAACAAUAGACAUUUGACGUUCUCGGAGGCCGUACGCUUAGCUCUGAUAAAUAAUCCAACGGCUAGUUCGCAAGAAGACGAGAAAGUAGCCAAAUUGAAGAGCGAAAAGCACGCGAACGAUAUUCCAGAGGAAGAGAGCACGAGCACCGCUCCUUCUGGAGAGGAGACGAAGAGACUAGAGCCCGUCGAUGUCACAAGAAAAGAGAGCUUUACUCCUACUAUGACGAAACUCGGCUUGAAGUCGAUGUCUUUAGAUACGGACGCUACUGGCUUGUCGUCCACCAGUAGGCUAGCUCGUAAACUUUGGCCCGGAUACAACGUAUAUUUCGCGUCACCGCGCGACCGUUAUUUGCUGAGCAAGCUGAAGACUGAGUUCCGGACGUCGAUGGACAUACAGGACAACAAGGUCGACACCGACAAGUACAUGUAUGCGGCGGUAUACGCGUGUAUCGGUAUGCUCCUCUGGAAACACUUGUGGAUCACGCACAUCUUAGUGAUCCCGGUGGCCUACUACAUCGUCAAACAGCUAGGCGGUUACUUCGGCUUUUGGGACACGAUAUACAGGCACUACAACGCGAUGGCAGGAGCGGUCAAAGCGUGGUGUCUGGAACGUCAUCAGGCGCUUUUACCCUCCAACAUCAGAGGCCUCUAUAAGAUGCUCGUCAUUGUGGACGAGAAAGUUAGGGAUACCUUGAAGGGUUCCGUCGACGCGGUGGCGACCAUCGCCGUGAUACUCGGGCUUAUCAUCUUCACCACUUGCGCGUCUAUUUUCAUCACUAUACAGGUCUAUGCAGAAGGUUUACACCUGGUUGAGGUGUCGGGAGAGAUUCUCAACUCCUUCAUGAACAAAUCCGACAUAGACUGGGUGCCGGAGAAGUGGGAAGAAUCCGUCAACAGCGUCCUGGACAAUGCUUACACCUACGGACGAACUGCCAUAUCGGACGGUAUUCGACGUCUCAUGAAUGAUUUGGAGCCAGCAAAAGCCGAGCAGAUAGAAAAGAAGGUCUUGGAGCUCUGGGACCGUCUCUACCAAGCGUGGAUGAUGUCGAACGAGACCGACAAUAUCAUUGGUCCUACCGUGGAUAUCACAUCCGCGUAUAACGCUUGGGAAAGCCUGAAGGAUAGCAUCGGGAAGACACCCUUGCAGAUGUUCAACAUGACCAGUAUACAAAAUUUCGUCAAGGAGAAUAUCGGUAUCUUAAUGUCGGUGCUCGAUUCCGUUUGGAGUAUCGUCAGAGGUAACAUGUCUAUUAUACUGACGAUUUUCACAGAGCUGUUUUACGUCGUGCUCAUGAGCGGAUCGGCGGUCCUUAAUUUCGUACUCAGCACGGUUGUGUUCUUUACGACUCUGUUCUAUUUACUCAGCUCCAGCGAUAAGACUUACAAGCCCAUCGAAUUGACGACGACGUACAGCCCGAUUAGUUGUCACAGCACGCCGCACGUAGAAGGGUUUGCCGUAGCGCUGCAAGAGGCGGUGAUCGAGGUAUUCGCGGCUACCUUCAAGCUUGCUUCUUUUUUUGGCAUGUGGACAUGGUUCAUACACAACUUGUUCCAAGUGAAGAUUGUCUACUUGCCGUCGGCCUUUGCGACUAUGCUGGGCGCGGUGCCCUUCUUGGACGCAUACUUCGCCUGCAUCCCGACCACCGUAGAACUGUGGUUCACCCGUGGCUCAAUGAUCGCCAUCCUCUUCUUCCUCUUCCAUUUUCUACCGUGCAACAUCGUGGUGACGGAAUUCUACAAGGAAAUUAAAGGUGGCGGGCAUCCUUAUUUAACGGGCCUGUCGAUAGCAGGCGGGAUCUUCUGUUUAGGCGUGGAAGGAGCGAUAUUCGGUCCUCUAUUACUCUGUUGUAUCAUGGUGGCUAUUAACAUGAGUCGACGUUACCUGCACUCGCCAUCGUCCGCCAUGGAAAAUAGGACGGUGUACCUCGAGACGCCAUGAUGCGAGUCCAAAUAACGUUACGCUUAUUCGCUCUAAUAAGACUAAUACUUCAACUAUACAAUAUCGCGAGCUACUGGCAUAGCUCUGGCUUUCUCGUUGUAUAACGAUAAACGCUAUAUUGAGCGCGCAUACACAUUUAAGGCUAGUUGUUCCAACUUCUUGUUAAGUUAACUGAUAGUUAAAUUUUAUAUUUAUCUUUGUUUUUCCUUUAAUUUAGACAAAAACAGAAACAUAUGAUAUAACUAUACCAUAGUUAACUUACCAAGAUAUUGGAACAACCGGCUUUUAGACACAUAUAGACACGUACGAUGCGGAUACAACUUGCGCUUUGUAUAUUCUAUGUGAUGAGAUGCGUGCAAUGUGAUUGCUAUUUGUACCUAAGGAGGAAUCUCAGCCUUAUGUUUAUUAUUAUUAAACUUAAAAAAAUACACACACGCGCGCGCAUAUUUGAAGUAAUAUAUUUCUUUAUUUAUUAUAAGCAUUUUCUUUCUUGGAUGAAAUAUUCAAGUUUCUUCUGUCAACGAAUCUCAGAUCAAGUCACGAACUUUUCUACGAAGUCUCAUGAUUUUCGUAAUUCUCAUACAUUUUUUUUAUGUAUUUUUAUGUAUGCCCCAUUACCAAUUAUUAUAUAGAAUAGUAUUUUUUAUAUGUUGCGUUUCUCGGUGACGAUACGCAUGUUUUGUUGCAAUAUGUAUGUAUCGUUUCAAUUCAUGUAAUAAUUGUACUAGUUGCCAGCUAUUAAUUAUUUACUAGUUGUAUUUGGUUGUGUGUGUAUGUGUAAGAAAACAAAUGUCGAUAUAUCGACACAACGUUAACUUCACAGAUCUAACAUGUUAUUUUUUACGUCAAAGAAAGGUGUAUAUACCAGCCAAAGAUUGUAGUAAUAAAUUUUCUCAACGUUA